CAUUCGUUUUCGAUGUCUCUUGUCGCGAAAAGCACGCCGGAGCAAUCGGUCGCGUAGAAUAUGUUAAAGCACCGUUCGAGAAGAGUGAGCAAACUUUAAACUAUACGAUCAUACACCAUCCAUACGUAACCGGACGAGCCCAGGGUGUGCACGUGUGCAGUUUUGUUUACGCCGUCAGCAGUGAGCCGCAAUGUUUUUCAAAGAUGAUGACGUGCGCACUACCGAUACCACCACGUGGUGUCCAGCCGAUUUGAUCGACGCUAGCUUUGGCGAGGAUGGAUUGGCGGUGAUUUUGCUGAAUCGACCUAUACUGCUCCAUAAGGAUUAUUUCCGAUCGGUUUGGAAUAAUGCGAAAGUGCGGAUUACCGUUGACGGCGGAACUAACCGGUGGGUUGAUUUUGUGAGAGAACAUCCCAAUGCUGACGAAGAGCUGAAACCACCGGAUCUGGUGACGGGGGAUUUUGAUUCCUGUACCGAUGAGUCGAUGUCGUACGUGACUCGGUUGAAUUGCAGGAUCAUCAAAACUCCCGACCAAAAUGCUACCGACUUCACCAAAUCCCUCAAGGUCCUGCAGAGUACUGGCUUCGCUAGCGAAAUUCGCCGCGCACUGGUGCUGUGCGAGAGUUCCGGCCGGUUAGAUCAAAUUAUGGCCAACAUCAACACCUUGUUCCUAGCACGUACCAUCCUGCCUGACGUAUCCGUCUUUCUACGAUCGAGCAAUUCACUAAGCUGGCUGCUCCCGUCGGGCAACCAUCGAAUCGAGAUUCCUUCCCGGUUGGUGAACGAACGUAUCUGGUGCUCACUGAUACCGAUCGGACAGCGCGCCGUCUGCACGACCAGCGGCCUGCACUGGAAUCUGGACAACCGGGUGAGCGAGUUUGGCAGCAUGGUAAGCACCUCGAAUACCUACUCGUCCGAGGAAGUUCGCGUCCGUACCGACAGUGCCGUCCUCUGGUGCAUGGGGACCACCCCGAAAGACAUGUGAUAACCGCAGCUGAAACUGAAGAGUAUUUAUGCAGAUAUGACUAAAUGGACCGACAAACCAAUCUACCAACCAACUAACCGUUGUUACUUCUCUCAUGGGACUGUAGGGUGCUUGACAUGAUUCCUUUAACUUAAUUGUGUGCUUAGUGUUUUUUUUUUGUUAAUAAAAUUUUGAU
Molecule: messenger RNA, 1160 nt
Organism: Sabethes cyaneus
Lineage: Eukaryota; Metazoa; Arthropoda; Insecta; Diptera; Culicidae
Product: thiamin pyrophosphokinase 1
Exons: 4
Coding region: 191-985 (264 amino acids)
Biological process (GO): thiamine metabolic process; thiamine diphosphate biosynthetic process
Molecular function (GO): thiamine binding; thiamine diphosphokinase activity; ATP binding
Source: RefSeq, a predicted model, not a curated record